Messenger RNA from Pseudomyrmex gracilis, 2491 nucleotides. RefSeq lists its product as uncharacterized. The record is from RefSeq and is a predicted model, not a curated record. Gene Ontology annotation, cellular component: cytoplasm. Bases 298 to 2187 code for a protein of 629 amino acids. NCBI's taxonomy places the organism in Eukaryota, Metazoa, Arthropoda, Insecta, Hymenoptera, Formicidae. The transcript is spliced from 5 exons.
CAUAACCAAAAGCAGCCGCGAAACGAAUGCAAAGGAACAGGAUAAAUUUAUGUUUAUGUUCGUACGAUGUGUAACCGCACGUUGUUUAAAGUGCUUCGCGAAUCUAAUUUGCGGUUCGCUAAUUGAAAUGGGAUAUUAUACACAUCAGGAAAUCGCGAAAAUCCGUCAUUUUCACACGCAUGUGAUUGACCAUGUUGCUAAGUAUAGGAUUGUAUAUUUUUAGGUUGCAGCUAGUAGCAGUCUGAAUCGGGAAUUGGGAAUGCCCUGAGAUCUUAUAUUGCCAAAGUCAUAGAGAAAAUGAACAUGGCAAACAACAUAAUAAUCAGAAGUAAAGAUAAACUCCAAGAAAUUAGCAUAAAACUGGAACAAAGUCACUUAGCUUAUUUGCAAACAGACGACAGUCCCUUAAAACUGCAACAACGAAAUAAAUUAGAAGGCUUCAUAAGGGAAUAUCUUUGUCUAGUGCCAAAUGAGAGUAAAUAUGUGUUUCAAGAAACGGCAGAUAUUUUACAUAGAUCGGCAGCGACGCUCACAGAUUUCAGUGGAUACAGAGCGGCAACUGCUUGGAGCGCGAUAUCCUUGUACGCGGCCAAUCUCUUGGCUCAACCCUGGCGAAAGGAAUACAGGACAGUGAGGACAUACAGUGGUUAUUACAAACAUGAGGUGGAAGCGAAUUUGAUAGGCGCGGAAUUGAUGUUUGAACAGAUGGGAUACAAGCAUUCCGGCUUGGGUAUACUAAGUUUGGAAGGACCAAUUGAUCCGGACAAGGUUUCAAGCGUCAGCAGAGACGCUAUUGUGGCUUUUGUAGAAUGUCAGAUUCUGAAGCAAAUAUGGGAAAGUGUUUCGCAAGGUUACACUAUCUCCUGGUUGGAGGUGUUGGAGUUUCGUGAGAAUCAUGUCGGCACGCCGGAACAAGCUAUCCGUGCACUCAGCUAUCGAUUUCUCGAGAAGAUACGCCAGAACCGCACGAAGGUCGACAGUUAUAAGGAUUAUUAUCCGCAGCAGAGCGACAUUAACACCAUGCCGCACUUGCCUUACCAUCACACCAUGCAUGCCAAUUAUCACGGGAACACGACGAUGCUACCGGCCUAUCGCGCGGACUAUCAGCGCAUCGAGGACUCGACGAACAUGGUGAUGCCGGCCAACUACCGAUAUUUUCAACCGGUCGAUCAGAGUUGCUUCAAUUAUUGCAACAACUACGGUUGUCUGUCUAAUCAUGGGAAUAAAUUCUACAGUGGCGGUGUGCAACCGAAUCCAUAUUGCGCCACCUUGCCGGCGUAUGUGAACAGGGUGCCCACCGACGAUAACCUAAUAGGGCUCGACAUGCCAACGUCUGUGGCGAACUACGACAAAACGCACGUUUCUCGCAAAUCCGCGUCACGAAUACCGGAUUUGGACGAGGUGGACUUCUACAUACCGCAGUCGAGCGACAGAGAUCAUUACGAGCACGGGAAAUCCGACAAGAAAUCAAAUUCCAGUGUCAGCGGCGACCGAAAGAACGAGUGGGACUUCGUGUACAAAAAUCUCGAGAGUCUCGGCUACUAUAAGAAUCUCGACGAUCGGAACAACAUAUUGCAAUACAAGAAAGAGUUCGAUUCCAUGGAUCGCGCGUCCAAGCACAAAUCGCUCAGGCAGAUGGAGAACGAGGACAAGUACGCGUACACCAGGUACGAGAAGAAGAGAAGCGACGGCAGAUCCGAAGCGAACGAGAUCAAUUUGUACGAGACCAACGGCAAGAACUGUCAGGACACUCUGUCCUUCGCCAAGAAAUCUUCCUCCUUCGAUCUGUCGGAUUCAAAUAGAUACAGCAUCGACACAUACAACAGGGACAAGAGGCACAACAGUCAGACUCUGCCAAUUCUUCACACGCACAAAUCCGCCGAUCAGAUAUCGAAGAUCGCCGAUUCGCUCAAGCACAUCGAUGUCGCGCAAGUUGGCCGAGAGAAGAAGGAAAACGAGAAAGUGGGAAACGAAAAGAGAUGGAACUGCGCCACGUGCACGUUCUUGAACAUGCCCGAUCGGGAUAUCUGCGAGAUGUGCGCCAAGUCGAGGUCCAAAGGAAACGAGGACAAACCGCUCGCUAGCGGCGGUAAGGAGUGUCCGAAAUGCACGCUGGUGAACGAAAAAAAUGUUUCUAUCUGUGAUGCUUGCCAGACAAGUCUGAAGGAUUCUCCGACUUACAUAUAAAGAAACUUUUUUCGCGCGAGAAGAAUAUUUCCUACCAUCAAUCGCGAUUUGUUUGCGAAGAAGUUUUUGUGUUGCGUGUCAGAAGAUACAUGAUUGUCGAAACAAAUACGUGUGUGUACAAUUCGAAUUGAAAAAAUUUAUCGCGAUACAGUAAUGCUCCACAUAAAAGCGUCGCGAUUUCGCGUGUGUCCCCCAUGUUCUAUCGCAAUGUUCGUUUUUUUCUCGAAAAAGAUCGCAGCUUCAAAAAAUUGGUCAUUCGAAACGAUUAAGAGAGAAACUUGACGAGCGCGAAAACAAAACCGAG